AUGUCCAAGCCAAGGUUGGAAGGUAAGGUGGCAAUUGUCACGGGGGCAGCGAGUGGGAUUGGUGAGGAGGCAGUGAGAUUAUUCGUCGAGAAUGGGGCUUCGGUUGUUGCGGCUGACGUCCAAGAUGAAUUGGGUUGUCGAGUCGUGGCUUCAAUAGGCUCAGAAAAGGUCACUUAUAGACAUUGCGAUGUGAGAGACGAGAAUCAGGUGAAAGAAAUGGUCAAUCAUACCUUGGAGAAGUUUGGGAGCUUGGAUAUAUUGUUUAGUAAUGCUGGAAUCAUAGGUACGCUAACAGGAAUCUUGGACCUCGACAUUUCGGGUUUUGACGACACAAUGGCCACCAACGUUCGUGGUGUUGCUGCCACCAUCAAACACGCAGCUCGAGCCAUGGUGGCCGGAAAAGUUCGCGGGUCAAUCAUUUGCACCUCGAGCGUGGCAGGCUUGAUCGGAGGGACUGGACCGCACGCGUACACGGCAUCCAAGCAUGCUCUCGUGGGCCUCGUCCGAGCUACUUGUAGCGAGUUGGGGACCUAUGGAAUUCGGGUUAAUUGCAUCUCUCCCUUUGGAAUUGCCACACCCCUUUCUUGUGCAGCUUACAAUUUGAAGCCACAUGAGGUUGAAGCUAAUAGCCUAGCCUUGUCCAACUUGAAAGGGACUGUGUUAAAGGCCAGGGAUGUUGCCGAAGCCGCGCUUUUUCUCGCUUCCGACGAAUCAACAUAUAUCAGUGGACACAACUUGACCGUCGAUGGAGGUUUUACGGUUGUCAACCACAGUUCCUCUGCAUUUUAA
Malania oleifera is the source of this 789-nucleotide messenger RNA. Its product is annotated as short-chain dehydrogenase reductase 3b-like. The record is from RefSeq and is a predicted model, not a curated record. NCBI's taxonomy places the organism in Eukaryota, Viridiplantae, Streptophyta, Magnoliopsida, Santalales, Ximeniaceae. The transcript is spliced from 2 exons. Bases 1 to 789 code for a protein of 262 amino acids.